Molecule: messenger RNA, 492 nt
Organism: Cercopithifilaria johnstoni
Lineage: Eukaryota; Metazoa; Nematoda; Chromadorea; Rhabditida; Onchocercidae
Source: the annotation of a GenBank genome assembly
AUGUUACGUUCUGCUGCAUGGGAAUUUAGUCUUGAAUUGAAAGCGAUUGUGCAGAUUUUAGUUUAUGAACAGCAUAUAAACAGCAGCUAUGAUUCACUGCUUACAAUUGGAUUAUUCUAAGCGAGAAAUGUCCGAAAUAAAUCAUCGAAAAGUGCGUCAUCACGUGGUAAGCCGCACAUGCCUAAAUUUCUGCAGUCAUUUUGCUGUUGUAUACGACCCGGAGCUACUAUUAAAGCGAAACGACGAGCACUUCAUCCGGUUCCAUCAACCUCAACUUCACAGUCACUGAUUACUCAAGUAACGAAAAACUCGCAAAACGGAACGAAUGUGAACGGAACAAAUGUCAGUGUGAAUGAUUCCUAUUCAGCUGAUAGUUAUGAUGAUACCGGAGACUACGUUCCUAUGGAAAUUCUUUCGCUAGCAUUCAACCUCAUGUCUCGACCAAUAGCGACCGUAGCGCAAGUGUCCAGAAUGCACAAUCUUCCGCAUUGA